ACAUAUUAUGUUAUACAGAUAUGAGCAGCGGCAGUCGUGCCCGACUAACCCCCGAAGCGGCUCCUCGCCCGGUCGCCAGUGCUCCUAGCCCUCAGGUGGCGGAGCCCCCGCCGGUCGCAGAGCCCGCGUAAGAACCCUUGUCUGAAGAGAAGAAGAGAUCCGUCAGGUCCAUGGUCGGACUUAGUCUCAACUUUGACAAUGAUGAGGUUGUUCUUGAAAUACAACAGCGCUUCCCGAUCCAGUACCAUGUGGCACUCGUUACAGAAAUCGUCAAUAUCGUACUAGAAAAAUCAGCAAAAGAUAUUGACACAGUGGCAAAGACGAUUCUACAUAUUGUCAACUUGAAUGUAUUGUCUGCGAGCCACUUCCUCGCUGGCAUUUCUGAGAUAUUUGAGUUUGGGCCCGACCUGUACAUUGACAUACCCAUGCUUUAUGUCUAUCUUAGUAAAUUUAUGACGCCUCUCAUUGAAAAUAAGCAUGUUACAUUUGCUCAAGUAUUUAAACUUUGCGAAAAGUCAAUAAUACCCGCAGAUCAUGGUCAUCUGAUAUUGAAAGCUAUUAUAAAUAGCCUUAAGGAGAGCAUGGGAGUGUCAUUUGUUAAGACCAAAUGGCAGGAGUCUGGAUUGGAGUUCAAGCAAUGGAUGAAUGAGGAUCAAGUGCCUAAAUGGUUAGAAGAUAAUAAAUUAGAGUAUCUUGUGAAGGACAUACCGUCUGAGGAAUCAAAGAUGAUACUGACCCCCGCUGAAGUUGAGAGUAAACUCUUACAGCUCAUGAACGCUGACGAGACUUGCGAUUGUGUGCGCGGUUGGAUACAGGACAAUGUGGGCACGUCCCGUGAGGAAGAGUGGAUGACGCGCGCGCUGAUGGCCGCGGUGUGCUCGCACGCGCUGCUCGGGGGCGAAGGCGCACGUCGCCUGUCUCGUGACCGCAUGCACAAGUACGCCCCGCUGCUGCACGAGCUGGCCGCACGCAGCGAGCUCGACUGUCUGCUGGCUGUGCAGCGUCUUGUGCACCGUCUUGAACAUCCGCAAGGUACGUCUACACACCACACACCACACACCACACAAGUACGCCCCGCUGCUGCACGAGCUGGCCGCACGCAGCGAGCUGGACUGUCUGCUGGCUGUGCAGCGUCUUGUGCACCGUCUUGAACAUCCGCAAGGUACGUCUACACACCACACACCACACACCACACAAGUACGCCCCGCUGCUGCACGAGCUGGCCGCACGCAGCGAGCUCGACUGUCUGCUGGCUGUGCAGCGUCUUGUGCACCGUCUUGAACAUCCGCAAGGUACGUCUACACACCACACACCACACAAGUACGCCCCGCUGCUGCACGAGCUGGCCGCACGCAGCGAACUGGACUGUCUGCUGGCUGUGCAGCGUCUUGUGCACCGUCUUGAACAUCCGCAAGGUACGUCUACACACCACACACCACA
Messenger RNA from Papilio machaon (common yellow swallowtail), 1440 nucleotides. RefSeq lists its product as uncharacterized. Lineage: Eukaryota; Metazoa; Arthropoda; Insecta; Lepidoptera; Papilionidae. The record is from RefSeq and is a predicted model, not a curated record. The transcript is spliced from 6 exons. Gene Ontology annotation, molecular function: translation initiation factor activity. Bases 171 to 1151 code for a protein of 326 amino acids.